Messenger RNA from Chenopodium quinoa (quinoa), 969 nucleotides. RefSeq lists its product as uncharacterized. Bases 1 to 969 code for a protein of 322 amino acids. The transcript has 5 exons. The record is from RefSeq and is a predicted model, not a curated record. Lineage: Eukaryota; Viridiplantae; Streptophyta; Magnoliopsida; Caryophyllales; Amaranthaceae.
AUGACCACUACAUCUAUCUCUCCUAUCCCCAAGGACCAGGUUAGUGCUAUUCGUGAGCUUAAUUGGAAAAAUGCAAUGUUAGAUGAAUAUAAUGCUCUUAUUGAUAAUCACACUUGGGACUUGGUUCCUCGGCCUCCUAAUGUGAAUGUUAUACGUCCUAUGUGGAUAUUUCGUCAUAAACGAAAUUCUGAUGGUUCUUUUGAGCGGUAUAAGGCUCGUCUUGUGGCUGAUGGGAAGACUCAUUGGAUGUCAAGAAUGCUUUUCUACAUGGCUCCUCGGGCCUGGUAUCAGCGGUUUGCAGAUUUUUUCACCUCUAUUGGAUUUGCUAACAGUAAAUCUGAUAAUUAUCUGUUUAUUUUUAGACAGGGAUCCGAUACUGCUUAUAUUCUGUUAUAUGUUGAUGAUAUCAUUCUUACAGCAUCCUCUGAUAGUCUACGGACUCGUAUUAUGGAUCUUUUGGGCUCCGAAUUUGCAAUGAAGGAUUUAGGUCCUUUGAGUUUCUUUUUGGGCAUUGUUGUCACUCGUGAAGUCGUGAUGCUAAUGGAAGGCAUGUCUAAUUGUAGUCCUUGUCCUACACCUGUUGACACGAAAUCUAAACUUAGUGCUUCUCAUGAUGAUCCAUAUGAGGAUCCUACUAAGUACAGGAGUCUUGCAGGAGCUUUUCAGUAUUUGACUUUUACCAGACCUGACAUUUCAUAUGCAGUUCAACAGGUGUGCCUUCACAUGCAUGAUCCGCGCAAUGCGCAUAUGGGAGCUCUGAAGCGUAUUAUACGCUAUUUGCAGGGCACUUUAUCUUUUGGUUUGCAUCUAUAUAAGUCUUCUAUUAACCAACUGCGGCAACCUACAUUAUCUAAAUCUAGUGCAAAGGCCGAAUAUCGUGGGGUUGCCAAUGUGGUAUCUGAUUCUUGUUGGAUCAGAAAUUUGUUGCUUGAGCUAUAUUUUCCUAUUCGAAAAGCAACUAUUGUUUAA